UUUUAGCUAGACUCAGGCAAAAUGGCGGACGAAGAAGAUGUAAACAUUGGUGGAAAGCCAAUUUCUUCUCUUCGUGUCGUUGAUUUGAAGAAAGAAUGUGAUAAAAGGGGUUUAUCUAAAAGUGGAAGUAAAAGUCAACUUGUUGACCGCCUGAAAACGCAACUCCUUCUAGAAAACCUUGGAAAAGAUAAAAAUGCACCUUCUCAUAAGUUUGAAGAAGAGGAGUGCCAGAAUGAGUUCAUUAAGCAGUACCUUGCCCAGCAAAAACAGCUCAUAGAACAUUUGAACAGUUCAAGUCAGGAGAGCGAUGCUGAUGAGUCCCCAAAGAAAAGUAAAUCAGUGGACCAGUCUCCACCCAUCCGUUCACCACCAGUAGAAAUUUCUCCUGAAAAACCAGCCAAAGAGCCAGCACCUGUCCUUGAGGGGAAACAAGGGCCAGACUCACAAGCAGAGAAUUCUGAAGCAGUAAAGGAAGCAGUCUUAGAAGGGGACAGAGAACCAGUCAAACAGGAAAGCAAGAAACCAACUGCUGAGGGAGAGAAGGAACCAGUUUCUCAGGAAGACAAGGAACAAGAUCCACAGAUAAACAAGAAACCAGCCACUGAGGAAAAAACUGAACUUGCAGGAAGUGAAAAGGACAAGGAUAUUGCUGAAUAUAGGAAAGAUAAGGAACCUGUAGAAAGUAAAUCAGAAGGAGCAAUUGAAGACACAGAUGCAAUGGGGAGAAGUAAGAGGAAAAUAUCUAGACUCGAUUCUGGUUCUAAAAGCCAAGGUGACAUAUCUGUUGUCAAACCAAUGGACAGAAGAAGUAGAAGGUCAAGAAAUUCUGGAUCAGCAGGCGAUGAACGCAGUGUACCAGUAGAAGGUUCAAAAGAAGUUUCUGGUAAAGUUGAAACUGAGUCCACAGCAGUUGCAAGUACAGUUGAAGGUUCUGAAGAUAAAGAAAACAGAGAGAAGAUGGAAGUAGAUAUUGCUGGGAGUGGUAAGCAAGAAAAUGGGGAAACUAGAAAGGAACAGAAAGGUGAAGAGAAAAUAAAAGUUAAUGAAAAAGACGACAGAAAUGUUCGAGGUAGAUCAAGCUCCAGGUCAAGAUCUAGGACACCCUCUCCAUCACAGAAGCGUAAGCAGCCGUUGCAGGUCAGCAGUAGCACGAAACAUCCUGCACGAUCCUCAUCAUCAUCAUCCAGUUCCUCGAGCUCCAGCAGGUCCAGAAGACCAAAAGUAACCAAGAAAGGGAGGUCAUCAUCUAGCUCAAGUUCCAGUUCAAGAAGUAGGUCAAGGACUCCAGAAAAGAAGAAGAAAACCAUUCUUAGGAAGAAGACUGGGAAGGCAGAGAGGUCUGGAUCUAGUUCCAGAAGUAGGUCAAGGUCACCAUCAGCAAAGAGGGUGAAGAAACAGCCUGCAGUCAGUUCCCAGGAAGGUACGCAGAAGCAGAAGUCACCAAAAAAGAACACUGAAGAGGUCAAAAAGAGGUCACCGUCAAGGUCAUCAAGUUCAAGGUCAAGGUCUCGCAGUCCUGUAAAUACUAAAGAAGGAAAGGUUGCCAGAGAAAAGGCAGACAUUAAAGAAACACAGCAGGAACCAAUGGAAACAACACAGUCCUCUGCCAGAGAUUCAGAAGACAAGAUAAAUCCUGAUCCAAGUAAAAAUGGUACACAACAGUCUGAGGUCAAGGUCACAAAGAAGAUUUCACUCAACAGGAAGACAAUUGAGGACGCAGGGAAGACUCCAGAAGAGACGGGAGACACGGAGAAGGGAGAGGGAGGGGACAAACUGAGUGAGGAGAAACCAGCCAAGAAGAGGAAGUGGGGAUCACGCUCAACCUCAACAUCUCAGAAGACGAAGAAAGCAUCCAGUAUUCCUAUAUCAACAGAAAGUCUGAAGAAUCUUAUACCAGACAUCAAACCUUCACUGAAACUGGCCCCUGAACCUGUCCUUGAAGAUGAAAUGGAUUAUGAGGAUGAUACAACUACCACGGAGCAAAUGGUAACUGAUCAGGAAGACACCAGAUCUGUGAAAAUACAGAGGACAGUUACACAGGAUGUGAAGAAAGAACGGGAGUCUGGAGAAAGCGAAUCGGAGGGUGAAGCUGAUAAAGAAGAGACAGAGGGCAAACAGAAGUCAGAGUCUGCUGAUGAUAAUGAAAGUGGCGAUGAUGACAGUGAUGACAAUGAUGAUAAGGAUGAGGAAGAGAAGAAAGAUGUCAAAGUAGAAAUAAAGGAGAAGACAGCAAUGGAGGAGGGGCCUGCAGAGGAAGGGCCGGAAUCUAAACCAAAAGCGGAGGCACCUGUUAAACAAACCAAAACCAUCACUGUUACAACAAAAGUGAAGAAGGAGAAGAGAGAUAAGAACAAGGAGAUUAAAUUGGUCAGGCGAUUGGACUCUGGAGGAUCUGCCUUAGUAAAACCUGAUGAGCCAAUCAAAGCACGAAGAUCACCGUCCCCAGCUCGGAAUCCAGCCAGCAAGAUUAUACACAUCAGGAAUUUAGUGCGACCAUUCACUGUCAAUCAGCUGAAAGAACUUCUCAAAAGGAAUGGGAACCUAAAUGAGGAACUCUUCUGGAUUGAUAAAAUCAAGUCUCAUUGCUUUGCAGUUUAUGAUACAGAAGACGAAGCCAUAGAGACCAGAAAGGCUCUACACAAUACAACAUGGCCGCUGUCUAACCCUAAAACACUCAUUGUAGACUUUGGAUCCGAGGAACAGAUGGAUUAUUACAGAGGAGAUGAGAAACCUAUUCCAGCCCCUGACAAGAAAGAAAAGGCCUCCCUGAGGGAACAGAAACAGAAAGAGAAAGAGGAGAAACAGAGAUUAAUACAGGAGGAGAGGCAGAAGGAAAUAGAAAGACGACAAAAGGAAAGAGAGCAGAGAAUGAAAGAGAGAUUAGAAAGGGAGGAACAUGAUAGACCUAAACCAAUUAGAGAAUGGGACAAAGACAAGAAAUCGAGGGAGGAUUGGGACAGAACUUUACAGAAAUCUAGGUCAAGGUCACCCAGGGAUCGAAGAGGUCAUAGGUCGAGGUCUGGAUCUCCAGCAAGGGAAAGGAGAAGAGAAAGAAGUAGAGAGAGAAGUAGAGAUAGGACAGGUAGAAGGGAGAAAAAGAAAGGUCCAGAGAAGAAGGAAGAUGAGCCUCCAGCUAAGUUAUUGGAUGAUUUGUUCAAGAAAACCAAGACAACACUGUAUAUACUGGCUGCCACUUACAGAAGCACAGAUUGCUGAUCGUGAGAAAUUCAGGAAUGCAAGGCCAAUAUUAAGACAGAAACAGGAGGGAGA
Messenger RNA from Mercenaria mercenaria, 3270 nucleotides. Its product is annotated as apoptotic chromatin condensation inducer in the nucleus-like. Gene Ontology annotation, molecular function: nucleic acid binding. NCBI's taxonomy places the organism in Eukaryota, Metazoa, Mollusca, Bivalvia, Venerida, Veneridae. The record is from RefSeq and is a predicted model, not a curated record.